Messenger RNA from Ogataea philodendri, 936 nucleotides. RefSeq lists its product as uncharacterized. The coding region runs from base 1 to 936 and encodes 311 amino acids. The transcript has a single exon. Lineage: Eukaryota; Fungi; Ascomycota; Pichiomycetes; Pichiales; Pichiaceae. The record is from RefSeq and is a predicted model, not a curated record.
AUGAGAUUGAAUUAUAUUGCUUUUGGAUUGUUUUUAGGCGCCGGAAUGGCCAAAAACGUGUUCAAGGGACUGACAAUCAACGAUGUUAAGUCUUUCGAGAAAGAACUGGUCCUAAACAAACGGGAUGCUAAGAACGUUGUUUCGCUCGAGUUUUCGGAAGCCAGCCUUGGUUCUCUAAAGAAACAUAAAAGAGACGGCAAAAACGUUUACGAUCUCAAGUUCAGUUUGGACGACGAUUCGCUGCUGGACAAGCGCGACGGCAAGAACGUGGUUCAUUUGGAUACCUUUUUGGGCAAAAGAGACGCCAAGAACGUGCAACAUUACAGCGUCGUGGUGGACGAGGAUGUGCUGGCGUCGAAACUGGUCAAGAGAGAUGGCCAGAACGUGUUUGAGCUGCAAGUUCCACUUUCCGAGUUCGACAACGAGUUCGAAUACACUCUGAUGCCGGAAGUUAAGAAAGAAAACCUGGCCACUGCCCUGACCCAGAUACAGGACAUUUCCAUUUUUUCGUCCUACAUUAGAGAUAUGGUGGAUCUUUACAAGAAGUGCGACAACGACGACGACUACAACAUCAACUCCCAGGACGGGAACAUGCUUUUGAUUUUUGCUCCAACGGACGAGGCCGUUGUGCAGCUGACGCAGAAACCUUGGGAGUUCCCGCGGUCAGUGAGUCAAGACGAAGACGCCGACGCGAACAUCAGAGACUUUGUGGAGUCGCACAUCGUGCAAGGCUCGAACAUUGCCGAUUUCUCCAAAGAGGAGGUGGUGUUGUCGUCUUUGAACGGCAACAAAAUCCACCUUCGUAACGGACACAAGGGCUUCGAGCUGUCGUUGGACGACGUGGACGAGUGGCUGGCUAUCCAGCGGAUCGAGAUUAUGGCCAACGGAGCGCUUUUGGUUAUCGACAAGACUCUCUCGUGGCCACAGAGGUCUUAG